GUUAUUUAGUGACUUAAAAAUAACAUAAAUGUGUGGUUAUUCAUCUUUGCUAGGCCAUCUGAACAGUUAUCUCUGCAAUCCUCUGAAGUGCAGCGCCUCGUUGGAAAGAAUGAUCUCUUAGGCUGCCUAGAAUCAACAGAGCCGGGUGACAGCGGGUGCCUCUCCAAGUGUACACAGAUACCAAAAUAGGACCUCAGCAGCCCACUAUCGCGGCUCAACCUAAAUCGAGGUCUAGAUGUCUGAGCUGGUCGAGGGAGUUACACACGUUUGGAACACAACAAACGCGAAUAUUUGAAUGUCUAUGGGAGGGAUACCUGGCGCACAUCCACUAAAAAAGGUGCCAAUGUCAUCAAAAGGUCAGGAAAGUUACACCUAUGAAUUCUGUGACACCACUCACCCAACGGAACUCCUGGACACGCUCCGGGAAUUCUACACCUGCGGACUUUUCACCGACAUAGCGCUCACGUGCGCCUCCGGUCAAGUUUACCGCUGCCACAAAGCCGUCCUGUCCGCACGCAGUUCUUACUUCCGAGUCAUGUUCACGCUUGACAUGCGGGAACGCUCGAACGAGCUCAUCAACCUGCCUGGUGUAGACGGUGACAUCCUCGACGCUCUCAUCACCUACGUAUACACAUCCAGAGUUACCAUAACCCAAAAUAACGUCCAGAGCCUCCUAGAAGCAUCAGACUUGCUGCAGUUCUCCGCGGUCAAGAGGGCCUGUGAGGAGUUCCUUAUCCGGCUGCUGGAUGUGGACAACUGCCUGGGCAUGCACUCCUUAGCAGAGCUCCACGUGUGCGUGGCCCUGGAGAGGGAGGCGCGCAGGGUGAUGCUCAGCCGCUUUGAGGAGCUCAUCCAACAGGACGAGUUCUUAGAGGCCGACCAGAAGAAGCUCACCACCGUCCUGGCCGCCGAGAACCUCAACGCCUGGCGGGAGGAGCUACUGCUGGAGGCAGUGGUCAGGUGGGUCGCCCAUGACCCAAGGUCUCGCCUGGAUUGCACCCAAGAACUACUCCGCUGUGUUCACCUGGAGCUUGACGAGACACGCUUCGGCGGCGCGCUGGACGCUGGUCACAGGGCCGUGGAGCUGGGCAGCGAGGAAAAACUCCGCGCCCUGAUCCUCCACUCCCUCAAAGCCAGCAGCAAGGGGUUUGCCCUUGGCUGCAAGAAACUAGCCUCCAGUAUGUACAUCGUAGGUGGCUACUACUGGCAUCCACUCUACGAGGUCCACAUAUGGGACCCCAUCUCUGACACCUGGGUUCAGGGCAAAGACAUGCCUGACUAUGGCAGAGAGAGCUACAGCAUCUCACUGCUGGGCCCAAACAUCUAUGUGACUGGAGGCUACAGAACAGAGACCAUAGAGGCCCUGGACACUGUGUGGAUCUACAAUGUGGAUGGCGAUGAGUGGGCAGAGGGCUGCCCCAUGAUCACGCCCAGAUACUACCACUGCUCGGUGACUGUGCGGGGGUGCAUAUAUGCCAUGGGGGGGUACAGGGGUGGGGCCCCUGCACGGGAGGCAGAAUUUUACGAUCCACUGAAAAAGGAAUGGUUCCCAGUGGCAGACAUGAUACAAGGAGUUGGAAAUGCCACAGCUUGUGUUUUGAAUGACCGGAUCUAUGUGACUGGUGGUCACUAUGGCUACAGAGGAACUUGUACAUAUGAAAAAAUUCAGAUGUACAGACCAGACAUCAAUGAAUGGAGCAUUGCAACCAUUUGUCCUCAUCCUGAGUAUGGGCUGUGCUCGGUGUCCCUGGACAACAAGCUGUACCUGGUGGGAGGCCAGACGACCAUCACCGACUGCUACGACCCUGAGCGGGACGAGUGGCGGCAGAUGUCCGUGAUGAAGGAGAGGCGGAUGGAGUGUGGCGCCGCCAUCAUCAACGGCUGUAUCUACGUGACGGGUGGCUACUCGUACUCAAAGGGCACGUACCUGCAGAGCGUCGAGAAGUACGACCCCGAGCUGGACACCUGGGCUAUCGUGGGCAACCUCCCCACUGCCACCAGGUCUCACGGCUGUGUCUGUUUCUAUGGCGUUUAAUACUGGAGUUGGGCAUUCAGUGUUACCUUGUGUGGUGCUCAAUGUUUCUGGUAAAAGUUAACUUUAGGUUAAUGUGAUAUAGUUAUUAACAAAUAAGUUUAGGUUAAUGUGGUGUUAUUUUUUAAGAAUAAUUUUAGGUGAGUGUGAUAACUUUCUGCUAAACCAGCUUAGAGUGUAUCUCAGGUGAGAGCUGCAGUCCAGCAUGUAUUUGAGCCAAAAGGAUGCAGCUACUGACUGCCAUCUACUGUUGAUGAAGGUACACAACCCCAGAUUACCUCUGUCAUAGCAGGUGCUGUUCUCCUUGUACUUAUAGAUAAGAAAGUUAAAAAAGUAAAUCUACUUUAUCAACCAAAAUAUGCCUUGUUGGCUAAUACGGUUAACAGAUUGUUGACAUCUAUACUGUAAAUAUAGUCAUAAUACCUAAAAAAAAUGCCUUGAAUAAGAUUAGAGUAAAUAGUUCCAACUACUUGAUGGCCACAGCUGUACUAAGAGUUGCCACUUUUUCAUAAUAAGAUCAAUUCUGACACAAAGGCACACUGAAAGAUUUUACAAUAUAGUGUUGGAUAGUUAAGACAAUUAAGGAUGAUGUUUUAUGCAACCACUGGUAAUGCAGCCCGGACCAGUUUAACAGGUUUUGGGGCAAACAUUUAUUUGUUCUUCUUACUGUUUCUCUGUACAAGCCAAUAAGGUAAAAUUGUGUACCUGACAAGUUUCGGCUACCUUGCCUCUGUAGCCUUCAUCAGAGGUGUCACACACGGAACACACGGAAAAAAGAAAGAAAUGGGUAUGUAAUCUUUCACAACGAAAACUAACAGCAACGGAAAGCAGUGUGUUGUCUUGGGGUCUUAACUUUGCCACAACACCAAUAAACAUCCCAUACGAAGAAUUCAUCGUAGCAACAGAGUUAGCAUGUCAGAAGAUAACAAACCAAGGCGACAAAGCUGGUUUACGCAAUGAAAUAGCGGGGAUACUGAAGUCUGCCAAAAUGACACACAGGAACACAAGCAGGGAAGAAUGGAAGGCUAUACAGUCAAUAGCCAAAGACAAAACCAUCAAAGUGCUACCCGCAGACAAAGGCAGAACAACAGUCAUCAUGGACACAGAACAAUACGAAAAACAAAUGAUAGACAUGCUGGGCGAUAAAGACACGUAUGAAAUCUUAAAGAGGGACCCUACAGAGGAGAAAAGGAAGAAACUGAAGACUCUGCUGAACCCAUUAGUGGACCAGAGAAAAAUAGACAAGGACAAUUACAAGUACUUAGUACCUACAGCCAGUAUCACUCCCAGAAUAUAUGGCACCCCCAAAAUUCAC
Alosa alosa (allis shad) is the source of this 3347-nucleotide messenger RNA. RefSeq names its product kelch-like family member 23 (gene klhl23). Bases 296 to 2035 code for a protein of 579 amino acids. The transcript has 4 exons. The record is from RefSeq and is a predicted model, not a curated record. Lineage: Eukaryota; Metazoa; Chordata; Actinopteri; Clupeiformes; Clupeidae. Gene Ontology annotation, molecular function: protein binding.